Molecule: messenger RNA, 3673 nt
Organism: Neurospora tetraspora
Lineage: Eukaryota; Fungi; Ascomycota; Sordariomycetes; Sordariales; Sordariaceae
Product: Spc98 family-domain-containing protein
Exons: 2
Coding region: 326-3451 (1041 amino acids)
Biological process (GO): cytoplasmic microtubule organization; meiotic cell cycle; mitotic cell cycle
Cellular component (GO): gamma-tubulin complex; spindle pole; equatorial microtubule organizing center
Molecular function (GO): gamma-tubulin binding; microtubule minus-end binding
Source: RefSeq, a predicted model, not a curated record
GAUUUGUCCACUCCCGUCCCGUCAACUCGAUGCCGCUUGCUCGACACGCGACCGGCAGCGCGACACGACAGACGACAAGGGACGAUACAUCGUCUUUCAAAAAGAAACGUGAAGCACAGGUGAAGAGAACCUGUCGAUUCUGUGACUGAGCUGCUGAAGAAGUGGAACUAGCUAGUGGUUCUUCAGGUUGUCACUCGUCUUUAGUGCCUCGAAUGGCUGCGCAUCAAGGUUCUCACUCAUUGACUGUUUGGUGAAUCCUUAACCCGUCAAUUGCUGCAUUAACAACCUCUUUCACCUCCAAUGCUCACGACAAGCAUCAGGCAAAAUGGCUGAGGAAAGGGAGACUUCUGCGGACCUCUUUGCAAUUCCCAAUUUUUGGCGGUCAUCGAGGUUUUUGGACCAAGACAAAGCAGCAAACCCUCUCUUUUCACCCAACUUGGAAAUAUCAGGUUCCUCCUUCCAGUUUCUUCCAUUCGGAAACCAAGACAAACCUCUGAAUUCUCUCAAACGCCCGCUACAAGAAGAGGGCCAGACCAGCUUCUUCAGACUACCUCCCGUUUUGCGAGAGGCCGCUCUCAGCGAUGAACCCCAGCUGUCUGACGAUCUCUUCUCCGAUGGCAUUGGCAGUGCUGGAAACGGGAAGAAGGGCGAAUCCCCGGCUGAUCUAGAUGACGAGGAGGAUUACUGGCUCACACUGGACGACGCCGAACCCAAAACACCCGAGUACAAGUCCUGGGAGGCAUUCAAUCCAACAGCGCACCACGGUCCAUCUGAUGUUGUCUUUAUCAGCGAGGCCGGACCUGUUGCUUUUGACGCGCUCAUAACCGAGAUCCCGGACGAUGGCACAGAGCCUGUCCCGGAUAUCCUCGACAAUGCCUUGUACUACGCCUGUCUGUUAGGGCUGGCACAGGGGAGAAGCUCUGUCCUCUUCUCGUGGGACUCUGAAAAGGGCUCGUUUGUCAAGACGGCACCCCACCUUAAGAUCUCGGGUGUCUCUGUUCAGUUGAUACAGGGAAUGGAUCAGCUUUGCCUUGACUGUGGAAAUGCCGUCAAGGCCCUUGGAAUCUUCUCCGAGUCGGCUUAUUUCGAAUCACCCACGCCAACAAGCGUGGCCCUAGCAAAAGUGGUAGAUCAACUGGUCUUGGCUGUCCAAACCGAGGUUGCUGCCCGCAGUAAGGCUGUCAGGUCCAUACUUCAGCUACAAUCUGUUGUCAUGCCGGCACACGCCAUCCUAACGUACUUCCACACGCUCAGCAACAAGCUGGCACAAGAGAAAACGGAAGAGGGAAUGCUCUCGUGCCUCUUCCGGGAAGCUCAGGCCGUUGAGUACCAAGGUGGCCUACUCCCUGAGGUCACCUGCGAGGUGCUACGGCUUGCCUCAAAGCCAUGGAUCGAAUUCGUCGAAGAAUGGAUCGGUCUAAAGAACGAAGAAGGCGCCCCAAUAUCCAAGACGGGUUCAGGGAAGUCCUUUGUCAAAGUGGCCGACAAGAUGUGGAUAGACGACCACGGCUUUGAGCUCGAGGAACCCGACUUCUUUCUAGAUGAGGACAGGAUGCCUUCAUUUGUGCCUCAAGACAUUGCCCGCUCCAUCUUCGACACUGGUCGUAAUCUGCGCUUCCUCAAAGAGCACCAUCCAGACCAUUUUCUCUCAAAACGAAAUGUCGUCGCACUUACCAAGCCACCCAAACUCGAGUGGCAAUUCUCCUGGGAUGCCAUCACGUUGUUGGAGAUGAGAGUGAACGAGUACAAAGCUGCAGUGACUCGCUUGGUGCAAAACGCAGCAUCAGGAGAUCAGUUCUCGACACGUCCAUCCACUACACACGAACCAAACGAGUACAAACUCACCUACUUCGGAAAGAGUGAGGAGGAAGUCGCUGCUGCUGUCCUCGCCUCAAUCAACCAGCUAGCUCAACCUCUCGACAACCACGAGUCCGACGAUGAGCUCACCACCAUGCUUCACAACCGCUUGUAUUCAACGUCAGAUCAACCCACCAACAAAGAGGAGGGCUUCAAUCCACACUGGUCCCUCGUUCCAUUGCUCUCUUUCGGCUCCCUCGUCGACACCCAGUCAAAGCUAGUCAACGAUGAAUGCAUGAAACUGCUCCUCGGCCCUCACAAGCUCCGAGUGCACACCAAUCUCAUGAGGCAAUACUUCCUCCUAGGCAACGGGAUGCUCUGCAGUCGUCUCUCCCACGCCCUCUUCGAUCCUGACCUUGAGUCCGCCGAGCGCAAAGCCGGCGUUGCCUUCAGCGGUGGUGUCAUGGGUCUCCGACUAGGCGGCCGAGAUACCUGGCCACCAGCCAGCUCCGAACUCCGUCUGGCGCUCAUGGGUGUUCUCUCCGAUUGCUACGAGCCGCCCGCUGGCGAGGACAGCGACGGACAAGAGGAGGAGGCGACAGGAACGGGCAAGUCCAUGCUUUCCCGCACCUACAGCUCCGAUCUACCCGGUGACCUAAGCUUCGCCGUGCGCGAUCUUACUUCGGAGGAGAUUAACAAGUGCAUGGACCCUGACGGCUUAGAAGCGCUAGACUUUCUACGUCUAUCGUACAAGGCUCCGUCAGGACUGCAGUAUAUCAUGACGCCCCUUGUCCUUUUAAAGUACGACCGCAUCAACAAGCACUUGCUCCGCAUUCUACGUAUGCUAUACGUAGUCAACCACCUCUCCCGCGACGUCCAACUGCUUGCCCGCCGCACUCGCCUCAGCAACGCCACCAUCCGCUUUUGCACGGAGGCGAACCACUUCGUUAGCAAAAUGGCGGCUUAUUUCUUCGACUCCGGGAUCACCACGAUCUGGAACCAGUUCGAGGAGUGGUUAGACUCGAUAGAAGCUGAGUUCCUCGGAACCCGAGCCGGCAGCGACGGUCACGGCGCCGACGACAGCGCCAGCGUCGAACAAACAGGGUCAGGCACCUCCCACCCCUCAUCCAACUCCAAAAACAAAAAAUCCUGCUGCUCCCCCGACCUAGUCAGCGACAAACAAUCCCACUGUCUAGACGAAAUCAUGUCAGCCCUCUUCUUACGAAAACGACAAACGCCCGUCCUUAAACUUCUAGAAGAGAUCUUCACCGUCAUACUGCGCUUCGCCAGACUAAUGCGUUCUCACAAUACCAACAACAAAAAACCAGCCACCACCACCACCACCACUAGCAGCACCAGCAAGAAAGGCAAAAGCAAAGAACAGGCCACCAGCAAAGACGGAGAGUACGCCGCCGACUCACCAGAAAGUCUUUACGCCAUGUUCAGGAAGAACGUAGAGGUUUUCUUGACGGUGUGUAAGGGGUUGGGUGAGAAGGCCGCUGCUGCUGCUAGUAAGAAUAAGGGAUAUGGACAUGGACAUGGAAAUGGGAACGUAUUGGGGAAAAGGGUAGGGGAGAGUCUGGCGGAGAUGAUUCCUUUGGCGUUGGACAUGAUGGGGUAUUAUGAGGGAGAAAAAAGGAGGUACCAGGGCUAAACUUUUCAUGGAACAAGUACAUACAAGGAUGGGAUGGGUUAUUAGGGCAAGAAAGGACAUGUAACAAUCGGUAUGGCUGCGUGGCAGUUGUUGUUGUUUGAUGGUGUUGAGUUAUCAAUUGGUUAAAUUAUGAAAGGGUAGAGCGGCAUGGCAUGGCGUGGUUAUGUUUACACUCACUCGUAGGAUAGAUAGCAGCAGGACUGAUACCCAUUUGCUUAGUUA